This is a messenger RNA of Acanthaster planci (crown-of-thorns starfish), 2540 nucleotides long. It is a transcript of the gene bbs4, whose product is annotated as Bardet-Biedl syndrome 4. NCBI's taxonomy places the organism in Eukaryota, Metazoa, Echinodermata, Asteroidea, Valvatida, Acanthasteridae. Gene Ontology annotation, molecular function: protein binding. Gene Ontology annotation, cellular component: ciliary basal body. Gene Ontology annotation, biological process: protein localization to cilium; cilium assembly. The record is from RefSeq and is a predicted model, not a curated record.
UUACCAGUACAGAAAAAUGUACUUGCGAUGUGGUAGCCAGCGAAUCGAAUUCCAGCUCAAGAUGAUGGAGCGUCAGGAUUCAGGAAUAUUUGUCUCCUCAGUGCACUCCCAAUAAUUUGCGAGAAAAACGGUGACUACCCCAGUAAUGGCCGACGGCAAUUCUUUGGACGAUGCCAUGAAGCAGGUUGAAGGUGGCCAGAAUCAUGAUGAAGUCAAACAGCCCGUAAAAGCUCAGCCAAAAGCCAGACCCAAAAAAGCCCCAGAGUUGCCAAUCUUUGAGAGACGCAACUGGCUAAUCCACCUGCAUUAUGUCAGGAAGGAAUAUGAGGUGUGCAAGAUGCUUAUUAAGGAGCAGGUUGCCGAGACCAGUGGCAUGUGUGAGUACCCGCUGUACGUACAGGCUCUGAUCCUGCGCCAGAUGGGACGCAUCCAGGAAUCUCUGGAAUGCUUCCAGACUUGCUCCCUCAUCAAUGCCCAGAACCCUGACAACCUCAAGCAGGUCGCAAGGUCCCUGUUCCUCCUGGGCAGACACAAGGCAGCCAUUGAUGUGUAUUCAGAAGCUGCCCGGAUGAGCAGUCGCGACUGGGAGAUAAGUCACAACCAAGGCGUGUGCUACAUGUACCUCAAGGAGUACAUGAAGGCCAAAGAGUUGCUAAAGCAGGCUAUCCAGUUUAACCGACAUGAUCUGUCCUACAUCAUGCUAGCAAAGAUCUAUCUGAUGGAAGGGGAUAUCCACAUGGCCAUCGAUGUCUACAAGCGAGCCAUUGAGUUUUCUCCAGAGAAUCCCGAAUUGUUGACCACACUGGGCUUGUUAUAUCUCCAGGUAAACCAGUACCAGCGAGCUUUUGAACACCUUGGCAAUGCCUUGACCUAUGACCCUAGCAACGUCAAGGCUAUUCUGGCUGCCGGCAGCAUGAUGCAGCAACACAACGACUUUGACGUGGCGCUCACCAAGUACCGCAUCGCAGCCUCGGCUGUGCCGGAGAGUGCCCCCCUCUGGAAUAACAUCGGCAUGUGCUUCUUUGGCAAGAAGAAAUACGUAGCUGCCAUAAGCUGCCUGAAGAGGGCGGCAUACCUUGCGUCAUUUGACUGGCGUAUCCUAUACAACCUGGGUCUGGUCCACCUCACCAUGCAGCAGUACGCUUCAGCGUUUCACUUCCUCAGCGCGGCCAUCAACCUCAAGCCCAAGAUGGGACAGCUGUUCAUGCUCCUCGCAGUUGCCUUGACACAUCUUGACGACACUGAAAAUGCAAAGCAAGCGUACCAACAGGCUGUGCAACUUGAUCCCAAAGAUGCCAGCAUCCUUCUGAACUACUCCCUGUUUCUCUACAACCUCGGCGAUCGCAAAGGGGCCACAAAACACUUCAGUGCAUACGAGCAGAGCUUGCAGAAGCUGAGAGAGGCAGGAACUGUUGAUGUAGACCCAGAGCUCAUCGAUACAGCUAGUAAGCUAGGGCCAGCCUUGCAAGUGGGCGAGAACCUUGUUUGGAAGGACAAGACCAGCCAGCUGACAGCCGCAUCUGCACCGCUGCCCGCCCCACCGGCCUACGCCGAUGCAUCAGCCGAGAUCCUGGAGAAUGCCCCUUCACCUCCGACCCACGACCCUGCCGCAUCAGAGAGGAAUAGCAACUCCAUGAGCGAAAGAGAAGCUCUACCAUCUUAGUUAAGAAAGGCUCUGGUGCCUGUGUAUGACUGACAUUGGGAGCAUUUAAAAAAAAAAGAGUCACAGGUCUCCUGUGCUGCUUCUGAGUUAAAGACUUCAAAAAUAUUUUUUGCACAGUAUAAGACAGUAGGUUUGCUGAAAAUUUUUCAAACAAUAUUGCCCAUUUUUAUCAUUCUGCCAAACUGAGUGAUAGGCCAACUUUAAAACAGAGACUCAGCUUGCUAUGAUUAAAACAUGAACACACUAACUGCCAUAGAUAGCUCUGUGCCUCAUUUUGUAGGAUCCAGUAACAUUCAGAUGGGCCGGUUUGGUUUUACAGGUAAUUCAAGGGCUGACGUUAGCCAUCAGCAAAACGCACUCACACUGGAACCUUUUGGUCAAGCUGCCCUGUGGUUGUAACCUUUACUAUUGGGAUGUGUGCCCUCUUGUGGUUAUCAUUGCACACAUUGGUGUUGGGGAUAUCUUUAUGGUUUUUGCCCCUGCAUUUUGGUGUAUUCAUCUCUAGUUCAUUCACCAAACACACGACACGUUUUUUGCCUCACUGGUUUGUUUUAGUCUCGCACAUUUUGCAAAAUCUGUGAACGGCACCAAACACUGCAAAGUGGGGACCAUUUAGAAAACUACAGAUUUUUUGGCACAACUCAGUAAGGUUGACUUGACACGCUGCCGACUUUGUUUUACAUGUGAAUGAGCACGCAGGUGAAUGUUUUCCUAGCUGUAACUAUAAACUGAUGAUUUCAUUUUUUGUGACUUCGUGAGUAGCCACUGCCUUUGGUUUGGUUCACACAGAUGGUGGCAAAACACAAUCUAUGUGUUCUCUCCAUCAUUUCCUGAUGCCAUUUGUUGUCAAAACUGAAUAAACCGCUUGCUGACAGUA